GUUGCUAUAAGAACGCGGCCUGCGAGCGUGUGCUCCUCUUUCUUGGUUUCCGGAGCGUUCGCUCAGGCGCCGGGAGGCUCUUGGCGUAGUUGUGGGACUGCGCAGGCGCCGCCGAGUCCUCUCAGGCCGCUCUCCUUCCCGCGCAGGCGCAGACGGGCAAACAGAGCCAGCAUGCCGGUCGCCCGGAGCUGGGUUUGUCGCAAAACCUAUGUGACCCCGCGGAGACCCUUCGAGAAGUCCCGCCUCGACCAAGAGCUGAAGCUGAUCGGCGAGUACGGGCUCCGGAACAAACGUGAGGUCUGGAGGGUCAAAUUCACCCUGGCCAAGAUCCGAAAGGCUGCCCGGGAGCUGCUGACGCUGGAUGAGAAAGACCCGCGGCGUCUGUUCGAAGGUAAUGCCCUGUUGCGGCGGCUCGUCCGUAUCGGGGUGCUGGACGAGGGCAAGAUGAAGCUGGAUUACAUCCUGGGCCUGAAGAUUGAGGAUUUCUUGGAGAGACGUCUGCAGACCCAGGUCUUCAAGCUGGGCCUGGCCAAGUCCAUCCACCAUGCCCGCGUGCUCAUCCGCCAGCGUCACAUCAGGGUCCGCAAGCAGGUGGUGAACAUCCCGUCCUUCAUCGUGCGCCUGGACUCCCAGAAGCACAUCGACUUCUCCCUGCGCUCCCCGUACGGCGGGGGCCGCCCGGGCCGCGUGAAGAGGAAGAACGCCAAGAAGGGCCAGGGCGGGGCCGGGGCCGGCGACGACGAGGAGGAGGACUGAGCCCGGGCAGGGCCCAGGGCCGGCGCCGAGGCCCGUGCGCCUCAGAUAAUAAAGCAGGAUACCCACACGGUG
This is a messenger RNA of Capra hircus (goat), 828 nucleotides long. RefSeq names its product ribosomal protein S9 (gene RPS9). Lineage: Eukaryota; Metazoa; Chordata; Mammalia; Artiodactyla; Bovidae. Gene Ontology annotation, molecular function: structural constituent of ribosome; rRNA binding. Bases 172 to 756 code for a protein of 194 amino acids. Gene Ontology annotation, biological process: positive regulation of translational fidelity; translation. Gene Ontology annotation, cellular component: cytosolic small ribosomal subunit. The transcript is spliced from 5 exons. The record is from RefSeq and is a predicted model, not a curated record.